Zingiber officinale is the source of this 432-nucleotide messenger RNA. RefSeq names its product probable pectinesterase/pectinesterase inhibitor 41. The coding region runs from base 1 to 432 and encodes 143 amino acids. Lineage: Eukaryota; Viridiplantae; Streptophyta; Magnoliopsida; Zingiberales; Zingiberaceae. Gene Ontology annotation, biological process: cell wall modification. The transcript has a single exon. The record is from RefSeq and is a predicted model, not a curated record. Gene Ontology annotation, molecular function: pectinesterase activity; pectinesterase inhibitor activity.
AUGCCUCCCCAUGUUCCAGAAUUGCCACAUCUACGCAUGUUUACUGCUCGAGGGGCACUGAAAGUGGUGACGGCACAGGGUCACACUCUCUACAAUGGGAGCACUGGCUUCUCCAUCCAUAAUUGCACAAUCGGGGCGGCGUCGAAGCUGGUUACGACGAACUACUCGGUGAAGACCUUCCUAGGGCACCCAUGGAAGGGGUUCUCGAGGACGGUGUACAUGCAGUCGUACGUCAAGAGGAUGGUGGAGGCAGUAGGGUGGAUGACAUGGAAUGAUAGCUUCGCAUUGAGCACGCUCUACUACGGCGAAUACCAAAAUUAUGCACCGAGCACAACAAAGAGUGGAAGGGUGCAGUGGCUGGGCCAUAGACUAAUGAACAUGACGAAUGCUUACAAGUUCACUGUGAAUAAUUUUAUAACGGGGGAGGUGUGA